AUGCAUUUCAUUUUCGUCCUUUUGGAAUGUAGUUUUCCGGUGGGUGCAAUUUUGGACCCGAUUGAUUUCUUGGCAUUGCAGUCGAUCCGGAAGAGUUUGGAUGAUUUGCCCGGGUCGAAUUAUUUUGCUUCGUGGGAUUUCACUGCAGAUCCAUGCAAUUUUGCUGGUGUUCAUUGCGAUAGAGAUAGAGUGAUUGCUCUGAAUCUUGGUGAUCCACGAGCCGGGUCUCCGGGUUUAACAGGUCGGAUAGACCCGGCGAUUGGGAAACUGUCAGCUCUCACAGAGUUUACUAUAGUUCCAGGUCGGAUCAUUGGGUCUCUGCCUCAAACUCUAUCUCAGUUGAAAAAUCUCAGGUUUCUUGCUGUUGGCAGGAACUUCAUCUCCGGUGAUAUUCCGGCUGCUCUGGGCAAGCUCCGGGGACUACAAACGCUUGAUCUUAGCUUCAAUCAGUUUUACGGUAGCAUUCCCUGGUCCAUUGGAACUCUACCGUCGUUAUUAAAUGUCAUUCUAUGUCACAACAAGCUGUCGGGUUCAGUCCCGCCGUUUGUUUCCCAGAAGCUAACCCGGCUCGAUCUCAAGCACAACGAUCUUUCCGGUUCCAUUUCCCCACUUGGCCUACCUCCAUCACUCCAGUACCUUUCAUUAUCACGGAACAGACUGACUGGCCCAGUGGACAGGCUGCUGACCCGUCUGGACCGGCUGAGCUUCCUUGACCUCAGUAUGAACCACUUCACCGGCUGCAUACCGGGCAAGUUAUUCACAUUUCCACUCACCAACCUUCAACUGCAAAGAAAUCAGUUUUCCGGCCCCGUUGAACCAAUCGAUCAGGUAUCAAUCCCAACAGUUGAUCUCAGCUUCAACCGGUUUUCAGGUUGGAUUUCUCCAUUAUUCUCUACAGUCCAACACUUGUAUCUAAACAACAACAGGUUCACCGGUGAAGUCCCAGGUAGCUUGGUGGACCAGUUAUUAUCAGCCAGUAUGCAAAUACUGUAUUUACAGCACAAUUAUUUGACCGGAAUGGAGAUUAUUCCAGUGGCUGCAAUUCCAGUGAGCAGCUCAUUGUGUCUACAGUACAACUGUAUGGUCCUGCAUGUACGGACGCCAUGCCCAUUGAAAGCUGGGAAGCAAAAAACAAGGCCUGCUGAACAAUGCAUACGGUGGAAAGUGUAA
Fraxinus pennsylvanica is the source of this 1170-nucleotide messenger RNA. The record is from the annotation of a GenBank genome assembly. Lineage: Eukaryota; Viridiplantae; Streptophyta; Magnoliopsida; Lamiales; Oleaceae.